Messenger RNA from Penicillium subrubescens, 3183 nucleotides. RefSeq lists its product as uncharacterized. The transcript has a single exon. Bases 1 to 3183 code for a protein of 1060 amino acids. Lineage: Eukaryota; Fungi; Ascomycota; Eurotiomycetes; Eurotiales; Aspergillaceae. The record is from RefSeq and is a predicted model, not a curated record.
AUGCCCCCUUCCACCGUCUUCUCAUAUUGGCGCAGAGACCGAGACCAUCGCCGCUCGACCGCGCCACCAGUCUCCCUGCCCGCACCGACGUCAGGAAACAAAAGCACGACGGACAGCCCGAUCAGCCCUCCCCAGCUUCCCCAGAUCCCUGAUACUCCGACCCUUACCUCCCCAUUCGGCGACAAGCAAACACUCGAUGCCCCUCCGUGGAGCGAUUCACCUGUGGAGAAUGACGCGUCCAAGCUGAACCUCGACAGCUCUGCAGCUCCAUUGUCCUCCUCCGCUAGCCUCGCUGUUCCAUCCCCGUUGGCCGAAAGAGAGAACCGCCCAUAUUCGAGUCCGGGAGAGCGCGAGCCAGAGACAGGUCUUACAUCACAGCCGAAUACCUCGCAACUCUCAGUCCCUGGCUUACGGCCUGAACAAGAUGAUGGCGAGUCGAAUUCAAAGCCGAAUUCGCCAUUUCGGUUGUCAUUUGGCAAGGGAUUGCGAAACUUUCAGGCGCCACCAGCGGAACCCCAGAGACGGUCACCCAGCGCAGGGCCAGGACCGAGUCAGUUUCGAUUGAAGACCUCGCCCGACGAUUCACCAGCCGAGAGGUCAUUCAUACCCCAGAGAGAGUUCAGUAAAAUGGAAGUUUCUACAGCUCGGCGACCGGUUGAUCGUGAUGUAUCGACUGAGAAUUCUCACAAGUCUGGCAAGGCGAUGCUUCAUCUCUUGAACCCAAUGUCACUUCUCGCUCGCAGGCGAUCCUCACAGAUUGGCAGUUCACGUGUGGACGAAGCGAAGAUCAGUGCUCCAAAUUCAAUACCCGCGAUUCCUGAUGACUACGACCCAAGAAUUCGCGGAAAUAUUGUGCAUGACUUUUCGGCUCCGCGACCGCGUCGCAAUGUAUCCUUCAACAACACAGCUGUUCCACCUGAUGACGGGAGCAGCAGCUCAAAUACGCAGGAGCAUAGAUGGAAUGAUAAGCCCAAAAGGCAUAGCGAAUAUUCCCCAGUGUUCAAGGAGCACUUCGAGGAUGACCGGAAGGUAUUACAGGUGGAAAAUAAGGGCUAUCUACAGUCAAGCCUUUUGACUAAUCCUAUGCAACAUGGUUAUGAGAAGUCAAUACCGGUUUUUGCACGGAACUUGCCUUCAUAUUUACCGGAUCAAUCUCCUGAGAACGCUGAGCAGAGCAUAUCUCCACCAGCGGAGCCGCCUGUUGAGCUCCCAGCGGAAGUGCCCACAGAUGUUCCUUCUCAUAUAUCGGAAGACGCUCCGCCAACUCAUCAGCAGGACCACGACACAAUUCCCCAUGUACCCCAUCCGAGCGCUGCCUUGCCUCGACAUCUCAAAAGUAAUGCUUCUCGCUUCAGCUUCGACAUGGGCGGCGUCGAAUCUUCUACCCAGGAGAAGCUGCUUGAAGAGAAACACAAGGCAAAGGAAGCCCAGCGCAAGUUGGAAGACGGGUACUUUGAUGACUUUGAUGACGAGUUUGACCAUGACAUCAUGGAUGACUUUGAUGGGCUCGAGGAAAAGAUUCCAGGUGUCAAUGCCGACGCCGACGAAGAAGAUUACUUGGCCCCGUCAAUUGUCAAGUCUUGGGCUGUACCCGGGCUGUCGCCUGUUGUUGCGAGUCCAAUCACACCUGCCCCGCCUGAGAUUCCCGAAGGUUUUAUGGGCACCGUUCCUACUGCCUUAGAUGAACAGGUCGAUCCAUUGUAUCAAGAUGAGAUACUUCAAAAGGAGACAGAUUAUUCUCCUGAUGAACCGGAAGAGGUGCAACAGCCUCUUCCUUUGAGCGUUCACAGGCCUGGAGACAAUCCCAAUACACUACCAGCCAUGAACGCAGGUCCUCCAGUACUGGAUGACGAUGGCGACGAUUUGUAUUUUGAUGAUGGAGAAUUCGGGGAUCUGACCAUGGAAGACCAGGAUGCCGGCUUUGACGAGUCUGUCUUUGAUGAUGAGACUAGUCACCUCUAUGAACGGAAGCCGGUCAACCCACCACCGGCACGUCAGACCUCUCAGAGCACCAUCCGCAGUGGUGAUGCUCUAGAAAAAGAGUUUCUCCUCGAUGAGGCCGCUAGCCAGGGACUCAAGCAUAUGCCUAGCGUUGCAAGUGAAUACGGAGUUGGCCCGGUCAAGCGUGGCCCGCUUGGUGAGCCUAUACCCAACAUGGGGCCUGCUCGGGCUCAUGGGGGAGUGCUUACUGAGCGAAACCUGGAGGUGCUGCAUAAUGCGCUGGCCUUUGCCGCAAACGAAGCUGCUACGCACGGCCGGUUUGAACGUACUUUCAGCACGAGCGAUCGAUCAAUAGCACAGGAGAGUAUCUCCCAGGCGUCGCACACGGCCGAAUCACAGCCUGGACUCGUAUCGGAUGACAGUCGCCUUAGCCAAGGGGCCGAUAUGGUCGGCUUCGACGAUUACCUCGAAGAUCAGAUGAUCUACGACGACGAUCCAUAUUACGAUGACCCCAUUGUUGCUGCUGCCAAUGCCGAAGCGCUUGAGAACGACGAUGAAGGCUUCUACGGACAGGAGUUUGGCUUCUACGCCCAAGCUCACGGCACUUGUAGCAGUGAAAUGACCAACGGCGGGUACUUCGGCCCGCGCGGCGUCGAGGGCAUUACUCGCCAUCACAGCAGUCGAGGCAAGUUUCAAGAACCUAGCCUGACUCCGAUCACCGAGCGCAGUGAAUGGAGCACUCGGAAUUCCGUAAUCUCGUUGAAGGCACAUGGUGCCGCCCUUUCCAACCCUUCUCUAGCCAGCCCUGGCUUGGCACAGCUCGUCGACCUAGGCAACUUGGACGACGAGAUGUCACUGAGCGCCCUGCUGAAGCUACGCCGUGGCGCCUGGGGUGGCAGCAAUGGUAGCUUGCGCAGCAGUGCAGGUAGUCCGCCGCCCCAUACCCUUUCGUCGUCCAACCGGGGUAGCUUCAUUGCUGCGUCGGAGGCGAGCCCGUCUGAGGCACGACCCUCUGCGGAUGAAGGCCUGGCAAGCAUUGGCUAUCAUCAUGACGAUGGCCAUGUAUAUGCGACCUCACCGCUUCGAGACAGUCUUCGCGGAUAUCGCGGCGAGCUUCCGCCGAGCGGAACGGAUGGUCCGAUAAGCAGCGCCGACUCCCAGCAUGAAGUGCCGAUGCUCGGCACUCAUCAACAUCAACAACAACAAUCACAACCAACACUACAAUACGCCAAUGUUUUGUAA